AGCGCAAACUGAUUAGUUACAUGCGGAUAAAAGCUCUAGUGUCCUUCGGUGGCUGACAAGGAGAGGAGGUCCAAGCAGCUCUUCAUCAAGGAAAACACUCGGGCUCGCAAAAUAAGACUGGAAAGAUGUCAAACGAAGCGUGGUUGAAAGAGCAUCACUCGCAGAUCGAGGAGAGAGACGUGAAAGCAGCGUUGAAAAGCGACAAAGGCGAUGGAGCGCAGCUGGUGUCUUGGACCAUCGUCGACUUCACGCAGAAGGGCGACAACUACGCGACUGUCGUGACCAGCGUCGAAGUGACCUACACGUUAAAAGGAAAGGAAGGAAAUGUCACCUACGUCGUGAAAAUCUGUCCUUUGCGGGGAAUGGGAAGCAUGAAAGCUCUUCAGGUGGUGUUUUUUCAAAAGGAGACCCUUAUAUACAAGCAGAUUGCCCCUCUCUUGAACGAAACCUUGGCUAAGCAUGGACUCGAACCCCUCUCCAUCCCAAAAUUCUAUUACAAUUCCGACGAGAGAGGCCGAGAGCUGAUUUUCCUGGAAGACCUUCGACCGAGAGGUUUCAAGAUGGUGGACCGCAAGGUUGGGAUGGACGCCAAGCACAGCGUCUUGGUGAUAGAAUCUUUAGCCCGAUUCCAUGGGGCGUCGCUGCUCUUGACCGAAAAUCUCUCUUUCGAGGACCUACUCGAAAAAUACCCAGUCCUAAAGCUGGAUUGGCACAACUUUAACGAAGAAGCGGCCGAGAUUCUUGGCGAGAUGUUCGAGCCUUGUAUGCAGACCACGGCGGAGUUGCUGCAGAGCGUCGGGGAAUACUGCAGAGCAGAAAAAUGGCUGCUGGAGAGCAAGGGGGUCAUUCAAGAAAAACUAGGUCGGCUCUUAGACACGAAAGACCCCUACCGUGUUCUUUGCCAUGGGGACUGCUGGAACAAUAACGUUCUUUUCAGGUACGACGAAGAAGGAAACCCAGUCGAGGUCAUGCUCGUUGACCUGCAGGUAUCGAGAGUGUCAUCCUUCGCCACUGACCUCAACUACUUCCUGAUGACGAGCUUAACGGGCGAGGUCAGACAGGAGAACGAACAUCUGUUCCUGAAGGCCUACACCGAGAAGCUGGCUUCCCUGAUGUCCUCCGCAGGGAAGAAGAAUAAUAAGAAGAAGACGCCCUUCACUUUCGACGAGAUCCUUGGGGAGUACCGCAGGAAGCACGAGUACGGCCUCAUCUUCGCCGUCAUGAUCGUAUUCAUCAUCGUCGCGCCGAGGGAGGAGAUUCCCGACUUCCACGACAUGCAGGAGGAGGACAUCCCCAAAGUGGUGGAGGAGAUGAAGGAGAAGUCCAUCAAAAUGAUCAAGACGAAUCCCCUCUUCAAGUCUCGCUUCUUAGCCACGUUUGAUUACAUGUCAGAUAAAGGCAUAUUUUAGCGACGUUUGUUCAUAGUUUUUUUAGGUUGGUCCAUAGCUGUGAUAUUUUUCUUUUUCGUUAACAUCCUUAAAGCUCCCACUUCCCUCAGAGACAUUUUUUUAUGCACCCGUAGGCAGUGUACGAUUAGGUAAAUGUUCUGUAAUUUUCUAAUGACAUUAUUUCUCCCAAAAAAUAUGAUUAAUGACAUACAACAUUUAAAACCUGUAUAUUCCUUCCUGCAUAAUAUGCUAAUCAUAUGCAGGCAAUGCACGAAUGAUGUUACAUUAUAUUACAUGAUUUUUGCAUUAUCCAAGAGAGAUAAAUGAAUAACUAACUUGUCAAUUUGCUGACAGAUAAACGGAAAUAAACAGAUAAAUAAAUAAAAAGAUAUUGAUGCCUUAAAGUUAUACAGCGUUAUUGCUUGGUCAGUAACCAUUCCACCUUGGAAAUGAACUCCUACGAUGCGUUUUUAAGACGGAUGUCAUUCAUGGAUCAUUGAUUAAAAGUGUUAUCAAGGAUGACCUAUUCGAUCGAUCAGUGUUCGUUGAUGCUUGAACGUGAGAAAAAAAAUGAGAUUACAUCUUCAUGAUAUUUUUCCAAGCUUAAAACAUCCUCCUCUAUUCAUUAGUAAUUCAAAACUAUAUCCGCAAAUCAUAAGAGCUCCCAUAUUGAAACUAGUUUCUUUUUGGAACUUUCAUGUUAUAAAACACAUAUAUAUCGCAACGAAUUCGAUUUCCAGUCUACGUCAUUCUGUUAUUCCCUUCUUUUUCAAUUAUUAUUAUUAUUAUUAUUAUUAUUCUCUUAUCCAUUACGAUGAAAGUCAAGUUAAUUGCUGUUGAAUGCUUUUCACCUUUUAGUUCCUGAGCAAGGCGCAGUCAAACUUAUGUCCCCAUUAUUAUUAUUAUUAUUAUUAUUAUUAUUAUUAUUAUUAUUAUUAUUAUUAUUAUUAUUAUUAUUAUUAUCCAAGCUGUAUCCCUAGUCGGAACUGGAGGGGACUGGCUUUAUGUGUGGGAACAGUUGAGGAUUAAAUACAUACUUCUGUAAAUACAAAGAAGCACAUUAAUAAUAAUAAUAAAAAAAAGUU
Molecule: messenger RNA, 2473 nt
Organism: Macrobrachium nipponense
Lineage: Eukaryota; Metazoa; Arthropoda; Malacostraca; Decapoda; Palaemonidae
Exons: 3
Coding region: 126-1409 (427 amino acids)
Source: RefSeq, a predicted model, not a curated record